AUGCCGUGCGCCCUCGAGCUGCUCCCUAAUGAGCUUCUGGAUCAAAUUAUCGUCUAUUUAACCACAGAGCCGCCCUCCCUGGCACGGCUCCAUCAAGCGCCAACCCACCAGAUCACCCAGUCCCAGAAUAAACAACUUAAGCAUCUGGCGCAAUGUUCGUCUCACUUGCUGGAUCUUGUGCGACCUCGGCUUUUCGCCCAUGCAUACCUAGACCUAAAGGAUGAGUCGGCGUUUCAGGCUUUCAUGAUUGCAUCAGAUCUGGGUCGAUACGUGACUUCCCUCGUCGCUAUCACGGAGGAUACAUCCCUUGUCCCAGCUGAUCAUUACUGGUGGCAGCGGACUCUUCAAUAUCUAGACCCGACUCGUAUCACUGUGCUAGCGCCGCCAACCUUUAUCGGGAACAUGCUAAACACCCGCAUUAUGAACGGCCACAACUGGUCGUUUGAUAUCCACCUGCAGAUCUUACAACUAGAGCGUGAUGGUCCAUCUGUACCUCUUUUUUCAGGACUGGAUGACUGCGACAGCCUACUUCUGGCCCGCCCGUGGACAUCCAUGUCUUUUAACGAAUCAUCCUCUCUGAAAGCAUAUAAUCACUACGAAUACUUUCUCUCUCGCGUUCCCUCGGUGGUCGGAGAAUGGGGCUUCCAGCUUAAUCCACAGGAAUUCCCACCAGCGCACUUAUCGGCCAUGCUAAGUCGCCUUACUUCUUUCUCCUAUACUGCCAUUUUUCCGUUUUACAACCAUGUGAAAUUGGUGCUUGACUCUCUAUCGGUAAUGCCGAAUUUGCAAGUUUUGAGCGUGCAGUUAGCGCCCGAGGAGCACAAUCAUGUUCUAGAGAUGGAACAACGUGGGUCUUUGGAUCCCAACGACCCAUGGACAGAGCUUUCAACUUCCUAUUCUUUGAUUGGCUUCGAGGUUCGCAAUAAAGAGUCUUUGGUAGAGUUUAGAAGUCGAGACUUUGCUUUCGAGGCUAUCCGAGAGGAACUGGCCCUUGAGCUUGAUGCCAAUCUGGGAGAUACUAAUUGGACUCCUGAGGGUAGUGGUGUUUGGAGGCGACGCAAGACAUGA
Penicillium pulvis is the source of this 1068-nucleotide messenger RNA. Its product is annotated as F-box domain protein. Bases 1 to 1068 code for a protein of 355 amino acids. The record is from RefSeq and is a predicted model, not a curated record. NCBI's taxonomy places the organism in Eukaryota, Fungi, Ascomycota, Eurotiomycetes, Eurotiales, Aspergillaceae. The transcript has a single exon.